Messenger RNA from Canariomyces notabilis, 2130 nucleotides. RefSeq lists its product as uncharacterized. Lineage: Eukaryota; Fungi; Ascomycota; Sordariomycetes; Sordariales; Chaetomiaceae. The record is from RefSeq and is a predicted model, not a curated record. Gene Ontology annotation, molecular function: FAD binding; oxidoreductase activity. Bases 245 to 2029 code for a protein of 594 amino acids. The transcript is spliced from 3 exons.
GGUGACCCCUGAUCAACAGGUUCUCCGCAUUGACAAGAUCCAGGGGUCCACUACGGAGCAACGGUACGGCACUUCUCAUCAUUUGUCAUGGCUGACCUCAUGCGACGUUGCUUGUCAGCGGGCCGACCACGGGGUGAACAAUGGCCGUCUCAAAAGAUAACGCAUCUCCAGCCAUUGUCGACAGUGGCCGCUUGCUCCACCACAGCAUAGAUCCGAGCUCCAGGUCUCACGCUUCCAAGCCAGAAUGGCUGACGAUGUUGUCAAGACGGAUUUCCUCAUUGUUGGCGCUGGGCCCGCCGGCGCGGCUCUGGCUUGCUUCCUCGCGUCUUAUGGACGCAAAGGCAUCAUGAUAUCAGCCGCGCCAGGAUGUGCUGAGACUCCCCGAGCCCACAUCACAAACAUGGCUGCACUGGAGUGUUUGAGGGACAUUGACCUGGAAAGGCAAUGCAUUGAGACUGCAGCCUCGGGCGACAACAUGACCCAUACCAGAUGGUGUCAUUCCAUGGCGGGCGAAGAGUAUGCACGCGUCUAUUCGUGGGGCAACGAUCCCAAACGCAAGGGUGACUACGACGCGGCAAGCCCAUGUAACCACGUCGAUUUGCCGCAGACCGAACUCGAGCCAAUUCUCACUCGAAGGGCUGUCCAUAAGGGGUGGACCUUGCGCUUCAACACCACCUUUCUCGCCUUUACCCGCCCCUCUCCGGACGUCAUCAUAAGCGAUGUUCGGGACGAUUUGUGCAACAAGACGUACAGGAUCCAGUCUCGGUUCCUCUUUGGCUGCGACGGGGCGCGCAGCCAGGUGAUUCGCCAACUAGGAAUUCCCCUGAUCAAAAAGCCAGGCCAGGGGCUGGCGCUCAAUGUACUGGUGAAGGCGGAUAUGUCUCACCUUGUGACGAACCGGACCGGAAAUCUACACUGGGUCUUCCAACCUGACAGAGGACAUCCUGCGUGGGGCUGGGCGUGUCUCGUGCGUAUGGUGCGGCCGUGGGACGAGUGGAUGUUCAUUUUCCUGCCUCCUCCUGGGGCUGAUGUCAAAGCCGAUGACAUGAUAGCCUCCAAGGAAGAAUAUCUGGCCAGGGCCAAGGAGAUUAUUGGGGACGAUUCGGUUGAUGUUGAGAUCUUGGAUGCCAGCAAGUGGUGGAUCAAUGAGACGGUCGCCGAGUACUACUCGGAUGGAAAUGUCUUCUGCCUUGGCGACGCGGUACACCGCCACCCGCCGUUUAACGGCCUGGGAUCCAACACAUGCAUACAAGACGCUUUCAACCUGGCAUGGAAGAUCGCAUACGUCAUGUCUGGACGCGCGGGCCCCAAGAUUCUCGACACCUACAGCAUCGAGCGUCAGCCGGUUGGUGUCGAGAUCAUCACGCGGGCUAACCAAGGGCUUCGCGACCAUCUUCCGUGGAUGGCGGCGAUUGGCAUGACGGAGCCCGACCUGGAGAAACGGAAAGCGAUCCUUGCCGAGUUUGAAGACAAGGGCCAGGUCGGUCGGAGGAGAAGGCGGGAGUUCCACCAAGGCAUCGAGAACACGGGCCCCGAGUUUCACGGUCUGGGCGUUGAGAUGAACCAGCAGUACCGCUCGAAUGCCGUCUACCUCGCCGACGAGCCCGAGGCGCCGCAGCUCCCCGAGGACGCUGUCCGUCAACACCUCAUUACCACGUAUCCGGGGAUGCGACUCCCGCACGCGUGGCUAAACUCCCGGGUGCCGGGGAAGCCGGUGUCGACCAUCGACCUCGCAGGGCAUGGAAGCUUUUGUCUCCUCACGGGCCCUGGUGGGCAAGCAUGGAAAGAGGCUGCAGACCAGGUGGCCCAGGAACUGGGGGUUCCGAUCAAGAGUUUCUCGAUAGGGUGGAAAGAAGACUUUGAAGACGUGUACUUUGACUGGGCGAAGCGGAGAGAAGUUGAAGAGGAUGGAUGUGUGCUGGCUCGGCCUGACCGGUUCGUCGCCUGGCGGUCAAACUCAAUGGUUGAGAACCCGAGGGCAAAGCUGGCAACCGUGAUGCGGAGCAUCUUGUGCAUUGACAAGGCAUGAUGGAGCGAGGGCUGCCUCCCUGGAAGUUACAAUCCCAGGCGACUCUCCUGAGUCGAGUAGGCACAGCCAAAUUGAGUCAAUCAUGAAUUACCGUCCAUGAU